This is a messenger RNA of Notolabrus celidotus (New Zealand spotty), 4188 nucleotides long. RefSeq names its product laminin, gamma 2 (gene lamc2). The transcript has 21 exons. The record is from RefSeq and is a predicted model, not a curated record. Gene Ontology annotation, molecular function: extracellular matrix structural constituent. Bases 1 to 3384 code for a protein of 1127 amino acids. Lineage: Eukaryota; Metazoa; Chordata; Actinopteri; Labriformes; Labridae.
AUGAAGAGGAGCAGCUGCUUGGUUUCGCUCUGCGGGCUCCUGGCUGCACUUUGUGCCGUCCAGGCCACCUACACACACUACUCGAUGUUAAAAUGUAGCUGCAACGGGAGAUCUCGGUACUGCCUCCCGGACGCCCAUGGGCUGCACUGCCUGGACUGCCAGGGGAACACUGAAGGAAGGCACUGCGAGCGCUGCAAGGCCGGCUUCUUCCUGGAGGGGGCAGCAAAGAGCUGCACGCCCUGCCGCUGCAACGCCACAGGUUCUGACAGUACCACAUGUGACAGCAGGGGGCGCUGCAGCUGCAAACAAGGCGUCACAGGAGAUAAAUGUGACCGCUGCCCGAAUGGACCGAUCGGACCAAACGGCUGCAAGCAAAGUCGUCAGCCCAGACAGGAUUCUGGGAGUUUGACCCCCCCGUGUUUCUGUUACGGCCACAGCAGCAAGUGUUCGGCUCAGUCCGGUUACUCCGCCCACAACAUCACCUCCACCUUCUCCAGCGGUCUGGAUGGUUGGAAGGCAGCAACAGCUAAAGGCGACACCCCCGACAAUGUUCACUUCCGCUGGUCACCCAAACACCAGGACGUGGAGGUGAUCUCCAAAAACAGCCUGCCACUCUACCUGUACGCCCCAGCUUCCUUCCUGGGGAAUCAGCUGCUGAGUUAUGGACAGAACUUGUCCUUCUCGUUGCGUCUGGACCGCGGCGUCCGUCACCCGUCCACCAAUGAUGUCAUUCUGGAAGGUUCCGGCCUCAAAGUCUCCGCCUCCCUCGGCGAUCUGCGAUCCACAGUUCCCUGUGGACAGAAAUUACACUACAGCUUCAGGCUGAACGAGGCUCCCAGCAGCAGGUGGACUCCUCAGAUCUCUCCCCUCCAGUUUCAGACGCUCCUCCAGAACCUCACCGCCAUCAAGAUCAGAGGCACGUUCGGAGACAACGGACGCGGUUACCUCGAUGACGUGAAGCUGUCGUCAGCUCGGCGUGGACAAGGUGUCCCGGCCCGCUGGGUUCAGACCUGCAGCUGCCCCCCUGGGUACGAAGGGGACUUCUGUGAGCGCUGCUCGGCCGGGUUCAGACGCAGCGUCCCCUCAGACGGAGCGUUCAGCAGGUGUGAGCCGUGCAGCUGCAGAGGAGGCAGCUGUGACCCCCAGACCGGAGACUGUUACUCUGCCGACGAGACCCCCGCAGACCGCAGCUGUACACUUGGGUUCUACAGAGACCCCUGGGACCCCAGCACCUGUCUGAAGUGUCCCUGUCCCGUUGGAGUGUCCUGCUCUCCAGCUCCUGGUUCACUGCGGCCUCAGUGUGACAGCUGCCCCCCCGGGUCCACAGGUCCCCGCUGUGACGUCUGUCAGGAAGGUUUCCAUAGUCUCCCUUUGAGAGGGGACAACGUUCAGACCGUCUGCAGUCCCUGCGAGUGUAACGGACACAUCGACGUCAGCGUGGCGGGAAGCUGUGACCGCGUGACCGGCGAAUGUCUGAAGUGUGUGAACAACACGAGAGGGCGGCGCUGUGAGGAGUGUGAGCGAGGCUACUACCACAGCCGAGUGACCGACGCCUGCAAACCGUGUAACUGUGACCUUCAGGGCUCCGAGUCCGGACAGUGUGAUGAUCUGGGCCGCUGUCGGUGCAAACCAGGCUUCGAGGGUCUCAGGUGCCAUCGGUCCAACUGUCCCGACUGCUUCGGCCCCAUCAAAACAAAGAUGGAGGGGUACGCUGCCAAGCUGAAGGAUCUGGAGUCCCUGUUCUCUGGAGGAGUGAAACCAGCCAGCAGCACUCAGAUGGAGACCGCUCUGAAGGCCUCGGAGAUGCUGGUGGAAGACCUGGAGGGCGACGCCGAGCUGCUCGCAGGACUGGAGAAGAACCUGCAGAAACGUCUGGCGUCUGUCAGCAAGAGUCAGCUUGCCGAGGGGCUGGACAUCCAGAAGAUCGAGGACGCAGCAGACAACAUCAAAAAACAGCAGCAGACCUACAAGACCAAGGUGGACCAGGUCAAGACUCUGCUGGAGGAGAUGAAACGCAAGAUGGACGAGGCCAAGGCCGACCUCAAGUCAGCUGAGUUUCCUCAAGGCGACGCCCCGCUCGGAUUGAACCCCCUCUCCUCCUUAGUGAAAGCAGCCACCAGUCUGGCAGGCGUACACCAGACGAAGGCUGACGUCGUGGAGAAAACUGCCAACGACGCUCUGAGCGACUCUGAGAAGAGUCUGGCUCUGGUCCGAACUCUCAUGAACAAAGAGAACAAAGUCAAAGAGCAGGUUGGAGACCUGAAAGCAAAGUACGAUCAGAACUCAGCCAAGGUGAGGGGUUUGGAGAACCGGGCGCUCGGACUGAGUGGUGACGCCAAAGGCGAGAGCAAGCUGUCGGAGAGCAUGCUGCGAGACAUCAGCAACAUGGAGCGAUCCAUCCCGGAGUCCCUGAAGGGGGCGGUCGACGCCAUGGUUUCCAGAGUGGACGGCUUAAAGGGAGCAGUUGACAUCCCAGGUCUGCAGGCUCUGCAGGACGGCGUGCAGAAAAACAAGGUCUCAGCCAUGGACAUGCUGGCAAAGGGCAAGGCUGCCGGAAAGGACUUCGGCAAGCUGUUCGACAGAGUUAACGUCGCCAAGGCGGACACAGAGGGCGCCCUGCGCAUCAUCAACCAAAACACAGACGAGCUGAACGGCGCCCUGAACAACCUGAAAGGCUUCGACCAGCAGAUCCUCAACGGCAAAGCUCUGGCCGACGCCGCCAUCACACGUCUCCCCGGCAUCAGUGGCACCAUCCAGCAGGCCGUCAAGAACAACGGCAAGACGUUGACCAUCCUGGGAGGCGUGACCGAUGGUUACAACAACGCACUGGGGACCAUCAACCAGCUGGAGAACCUGGCCAACGGUCUGGAGGGAUCAAUCAACUCUCUGCCGCCUCACACUGAUCUGCUGAAGGAUGUCACCAAACUGAACAACGAUGCGAUGGGUAUGAAAGUGAGCGUGGAUGGAGUAGUUGGAGAUGUGAACACUGAGCUGGACGCCGCCCGGAGGCUGGAGGCCGAAGCCAACAAGGUUGCUUCUGAUGCGACUACAGCUUUAAAUGACGCCAGACAGACCAGAGACACCAUGAGAGACACUCUACUAAAUAUCAACAACAUGCUGCUGAACAUGAACCAGGAAGGCCCCUUUGACGACACAAAGCUGAAGCAGCUGGAGGAAUCUGUGGCCACCGCUCAGAGGGAUGUGCAGGGCAAGCUGAGGCCUCGGCUUGAGGACAUGAAGGACAAGGAGGCCGCACAGAGACGCCUUCUGACCUUCAUCAACCGGGACAUCGACACCGUGCUGCGAGACAUCGAUAACCUGCAGGACAUCCUGGAUUCCAUCCCCCCAGGGUGCUACAACAGCCCCCCCAUCGAGGAGGCCUAAAGACCACCAAGAGACACAAGUUCUGGUUCCACAAAAACAAACACCUUCAACCCCAACACAGAGCUGAGCACUGUUCCUUCAGAGAGGCACCAACUCAUGAUCAUGACAGCUUGGUAUUUACAGAAAUAUGAGUGUUUGUAAAAACUUUAUUUAUGUUUCAUUUAUCGACGAGAACAAAGCUUUUAAAGAGGGGAGAGAGGAGAGAAAGACCAGACACAUAUCAAAAAUAAACCGGUAGAAAUAGCACAAUGACACCCUGGCAUGUAUCGUGAUAAGAUGUAUGUGUGUUUGACCACAGGGGGCGCCAAAUAGACACAAACUGAAAGUUCCUCACUGCAGCUUUAAUUCCUCAUUUAUGAUACAACUUUUUGCAACCCACGACCUGAACGCCGUCACAGCUGAUUGUUUUACAUUUCACAGGGACUCUUCUUCAGAUCAGCUAACGUACUAAACCCAGGAGCACUGGAACUACAGCUUGUAAUGUUUUGCAUUGUUGCACAUAUUUACGUCUGAUAAGUGUUAGGAUGACACGUUCAGGUUUUCUAGUAUAGAAAUAAUGGUAUUUAGAGCUCACAUCAAACUUUUACCUGACGUUAGGAUGGAUACUGUGGAACGAUGUUUUUGUGUUCAUAUUUCUGAGAAUGAUGUGAUUUCUGUUUGAAUGUAAAAGUAUUAUAUUUAUAACUGUACAUACAGUGCACCCUUUUUAUAAACUUCAGUGUUUUUAUGUGUUGAGAGUCCUGUUUGUGGCCGACCUGCAGAAAUAUUUAUAACUGCUUCAAUAAAACCUGCUGCACUUUUUUC